Messenger RNA from Procambarus clarkii (red swamp crayfish), 3303 nucleotides. Its product is annotated as diphthamide biosynthesis protein 3-like. NCBI's taxonomy places the organism in Eukaryota, Metazoa, Arthropoda, Malacostraca, Decapoda, Cambaridae. Gene Ontology annotation, biological process: transcription by RNA polymerase III. Gene Ontology annotation, cellular component: RNA polymerase III complex. The record is from RefSeq and is a predicted model, not a curated record.
UGUCCCAGCUGUUCACUUAUAGUUCGAGUCAUAUACAACAUUGAGGAUUUUGCAGAGUAUGAAGAAGAAAGUGAGUCUGUUACUAAAGAGAAGCCACUAGCAACAAAUUAGUUCUGAACAAUUGCAAAAUAUUAUCCUUGUUUCAGAUAACAGUAUGGGUGGCAGAGGUCGUGGUGGUGGUAGAGGCAGGGGCCGUGGAAUGACCUUGGAGCAGCUUGGUGUGCAGAAGGGUGAAGUUUUACCAGAGAGAGUUGUUGGCCCCCCUGAGACAUAUCCUCCUCUGGAAUUCCGCCCAGUUCAACCCACUCAAGAGAAAAAUUUAGCAGAGUCAUAUCUGCUGGUAGUUAAAAAGGAGUACCGAGAACACAUGCAAAAUUCCCAGUAUUAUAUUCAGCCUGGAAUCAAGAGACCUGACAUAGAGAGGUACUCGGACAGAUAUCAACUGCUUGCUAGCCAUCAUGGGCAGCUAACACUCAAUUGGUCUAGGUUUCCAAAGGAACUCCAUCCCUCCACACCAUCUACCUUAAGUAAAAAGAGAAAGGCACGUUCGGUAAAAAUUAAUGUUAGUGUUAAAAAAGCUAGACAUAAAGAUAUUAAUGAUAUUGAAAGAUUUGAAGCUUUAGAAAAAAAUGAAGCUACUUUAGAUGCUGAGGAGGCAGAGGAAGGAGAAGAUGAAGAGAAAACUGAAGGUGAAAUAUUGGAGGAAAUGGAAGAAGCUGAUGAAGAGUUAGAUGAAGGGACAGAUUAUGUGAACAACUACUUUGAUAAUGGUGAUGAUUAUCUUGAUGAAGAGGAUGAUGCACUUGAAGAAGGUGGAGUAUUUUGAAAUAUUCAGUUGACAAUGGAAUGUUACGAGUAUUCAGACAUGGCUUGUUACUCAGUGUAUUGGCUUUUUAUUUUGAUGUAGUUACUAUUGGCCAUAUGAGCCUACAUCCUCGGUAAGUAACUGUCAAGGUUGUUGUUAUUUUGACACGUCAACUGUAGCACUUUAUGGAAUAUUUUAUUUCUACGUUAACACCAUUACAGUACUGUACUGUAUAUUAAAUGAAUAAUUUAUAUAGAUAAAUUAGUUGAUAUACAAUUUUAAUGCUAAACACAAGCUCUUUAAUUUUUAGUUUAUAUUACGUUAUUAAAUAUAAAUGAACUUGUAUGAUUGAAAUACAGUACUGUAUCUCCAUUCAGAUAGUAACUGAUAUGUUGAAAUGUGAAUGUUUUAUGCAGUGUUAAAUAUCAGUGAAUAGUUUUCUGGAGGGAGCCUCCCAGUGGCUCCCUCAACCUAUUUUGCUGAGAUUGCUCCAUACUAAAAAGUCACAUCAUUCGUGGAAGUUGUGUUUGGCCUAUAUCGACUACAGCCCGGUUGGUCCGGCACUUCUUGCAGAAAACUGUCAAUUUCUUCAUGAAGACUUACACUUUUGUUCCUGCCAUAUUUCUUUUAUUUGCUGACACCUCCACUCUUUACUGACUCUAUUCUGUAUUUCCAUCCAUAUCAUUCACUCCAAUAUGUUGUUUUACUGUGCAAAUUUAGCACCUGGCCCUCCAAUAUUUUCCAUGUAUAUAUUAUUUGAUACCUCUUUCGAAUCUUAUAGUGUACAUUUUCAGAGCUCUGAAAUAAUGCAAUAGUUGGUGCUUAUCGUAUCUGUGUGCUGUACAUGUUCUCUGUAUUCCCACUUAUUUCAGCAAUUCAACUGCUCUGAAGGGGGGGAAUUGCGUAUCGAGCUUGGAGAUUGACAUUUUAACCUGGUGUUCUGGUGGCUCAAUAUUUGGCCAGUGUUCCUAGUCCCAGUCGGUUGUGUGUUGUUUUGAGUCAUGUCUACUAGUCUGGUUUUGCUUCAUCCUAGUGCCUGCCCCCUAUUCUCCUUCCUGUUAAGCUGCAUUUUUUGUUCUUUGUGGUUAGCUGUACAAAACUAAUAGAGGGCUUUCUCCAGAAACCCAGUGUUGAAUGUAAUGAAAUGCCCGUUUCUGGAGGAUCCCUGUGGUGGCUCCCAGACACCCACCCUUCAAAACAGGUCUCGGGCCAGGCUGCCUAGUGAUGACAAUUAGUACUAACAAGUUCCAAGCUAAUUUGAAUGAAUCCCUUGUUCUGUGAAUUGUUUGCGGAGUUGUUUGGUAAUUUCAAGGCUUCGUUUGAGGUCAACCCUCUAAGUUGUCUGUAAAGUUUCACAAACUUUCUGGAGGCUUUUUCCGGUGCAGCGGCAGAUCGUCACUUGCAUCCUAUGCUUCCAUGGAGGAUUCUGGUCUCUUAGGCCAAACAAAACCUCCACGGCUGAUUGUGACCUUUCACUAUGGAGCUAUUGCUGCAAGAUAGCUUCAGGGAGCCACCAUUACUUCUCCAGUAAGAGGCAUUUCGUUAUGUUUAAUGCUGGGUUUAUUCUUUGUCAGCAAAAAAUAUUUGAUAAACAUACGCAGAGUCAUGCCACUAACGUGAUUGCAUCAAUAAGAUAAUCCAUAGUAGCAGUGAUGAAGGUUUGAACCUGUGCAGUGGAUGUUCCCACGCACACGCUUCUAAUGACUAGACUAGAACCCUCUAGCGACUAGGUUUGAACUCUCAUCACUGCUCUUUCAGAUUUUCUCAUUAACAUCCUAACUCUUUAGCAAGUUAACCUGUUGUUCCUCGUGCUUACUAUAUGACAUCCUCACAUUUGUCCACUAAAUUUCUGGGAUUACUGUAUUUUUUUAUUGUAAUUACUAUAUAAUAAUUCCCAUUAUUAUUUUUUCACAUUCUAAUCAGAAAAAUGCACACGUUUCCUAACUUUUAAUUUUUAUUCUCUUCACUGUUGUAUUCUAAACAGGAUGCCAUGUAGAAUUUUCCUAAAUUUCUGCCAUCAUAAACCUUUACCUCUCAAGUGUCACAGUUUAAAAGCCAAGCAUCAUUGUUGUUGGAAGAUAUUUUGUGCAGGUUGUUGUAAAUGAGUACGCGUUGCUGUGAAAUUAUAAGUUGUGAUAGGGCUCUUCAGAACAAAUAAGGGUACUGAUAUAAAUAUGGUAUAGAAACUAAAAUAUGUUGGAAAAAAUUGUAAAAUGUAUGUAUAUUUUAGGUAUUAUAAUUUCCAGAUUGUUGUAAAUAAUAAAGUACACAUACUGUACUAGAAAAAUACACAAGGGAAUCACAUUAUCUAAAUGUAUUUCUAUUUUGAAACUGUCCCUGAAAGGGGCAUUACAAUAUCAAUUUAGUGAUGUUUAGAAUUUACCUGAUGGAGUGAGAUUAUCUCUAUGGGCCUACCUCAUAAUUGUUCUUGUAUGGUACUUCAUGUACUAGCUCUCAAACCAUUCAGAUUUGGAUAUAAAUGAAUACCUAUAAUCUGU